Ochotona curzoniae (black-lipped pika) is the source of this 2220-nucleotide messenger RNA. RefSeq names its product vertebrae development associated (gene VRTN). The coding region runs from base 1 to 2220 and encodes 739 amino acids. Gene Ontology annotation, molecular function: sequence-specific DNA binding. Gene Ontology annotation, biological process: regulation of transcription by RNA polymerase II. Lineage: Eukaryota; Metazoa; Chordata; Mammalia; Lagomorpha; Ochotonidae. Gene Ontology annotation, cellular component: chromatin. The record is from RefSeq and is a predicted model, not a curated record. The transcript has a single exon.
AUGACUUCUCGGGACCAGCUGGUGCAGCAGGUGCUGGGUGAGCUGCAGGAGGCUGUGGAGUCCGAGGGCCUGGAGGGUCUCCUUGGAGCGGCUCUGGAAGCCAAGCGGGUGCUGACUUCCUUCAGCCUCCCUACCUGCCGGAAGGGAGCAAGCUCCGGACCACAGGUGCUCGAGGUGGACUCGGUGGCCCUGAGCCUGUACCCGGAGGAUGCUCCCCGGAACAUGCUGCCGCUGGUGUGCAAGGGAGAGGGAAGCCUGCUCUUCGAGGCGGUCAGCUUGCUGCUGUGGGGGGACUCUGGGCUCAGCCUGGAGCUGCGGGCCCGCACCGUGGUGGAGAUGUUGUUGCACAGACACUACUACCUCCAGGGCAUGAUUGAGUCCAAGGUCAUGCUGCAGGCGGUGCGCUACUCCCUGUGUUCCGAGGAAUCUCCUGAGAUGACCAGCCUGCCGUCUGCCACAUUAGAGGCCAUCUUCGAUGCUGACGUCAAGGCCACCUGCUUCCCCAGCAGCUUCUCUAACGUGUGGCACUUGUAUGCCCUAGCCUCCGUCCUGGAACGCAACAUCUACUCAAUCUACCCCAUGCGCAACCUCAAGAUUCGGCCCUACUUCAACCGUGUCAUUCGGCCCCGCCGCUGCGACCACGAGCCUUCCACCCUACACAUCAUGUGGGCCGGUCAGCCCCUCUCCAGCCACCUCUUCCGCCACCAGUACUUUGCCCCCGUGGUGGGGCUGGAGGAGGUGGAGGUCGAAGAGGCUCCCAGCCUCUCUGGGCCUCCAACUCUGGUCCCACUGCAGCCGCUACCGCCAGCCAAGACCCUGGAGCUGCUCAACCGUGACCCGGGCCUCAGUUACUCGCACCUGUGCGAGCGUUACAGUGUUACCAAGAGCACCUUCUACCGCUGGCGGCGGCAAUCGCAGGAGCACCGGCAGAAGGUGGCCUCCCGCUUCUCGGCCAAGCACUUCCUGCAAGACAGCUUCCACCGCGGGGGUGUCGUGCCCCUGCAACAGUUCCUCCAGAGGUUCCCCGAUGUCUCCCGCUCCACCUACUAUGCCUGGAAGCACGAGUUGCUGGGCUCUGGCGGCAGCGGUAGUGGUGGCGGCGAUGAGUGUGCCGAAUCCCCGGCACUGGCUGCCACGGAGCUGACCGCAGAGAAGCCCCCAGAGGAGCAGGUGGCCGAAGGCCCCGUGUGCUCCUUGCUGUCAGCGUCCAGCCCAGGAGGCGUGCUGAUGAUGCAGCGGGCCAAGAUGUAUCUGGAGCAUUGCAUCUCUCUGAACACGCUGGUGCCCUAUCGCUGUUUCAAACGCAGGUUCCCCGGCAUCUCCCGUUCCACCUACUACAACUGGCGCCGCAAAGCCCUCCGCAGGAAUCUUGCCUCGAAGCCGGCUACGGCUUCGGAGCCAGUGGUCACUACAGCAGAGGCUCCCCAGCCCACGGCUGCUGUGGAACCUGCUCUGCUCCUUGGGAAGGGUGAGGUGGGAGAAGAAGAGGCGGAGAAAGCUGGGGCGGGCCCCCCUGCACCCCAGGAGCUGCCGCCACCCAAGUUGCCCAAGAUACGCCUGUCCCGGUGGCAGAGGCGGUUGCGCCGGGCAGCCCGCAAGCAAGUACUGCGGGGACACAUGCCAUUCUGUCGCUUCCGCCUCCGCUACCCCAGCCUGUCACCCUCCACCUUCUGGGUCUGGAAGAGUCUUGCCCGGGGCUGGCCUGGAGGUCUGUCCAAACUCCGGGUUCCAAUGGCACCAGUGGCCCCCAUGGACCCGGAAAGGAGCGGUGCAAAACGCGAAUUGGGGAAGCCAGAGAAAGAUGCCAGUGGGGGUGUGAUAAAUGUGACGGGUCCACCUGAGCUCACCUUGCCCACGGGGGCUUCUUUAGGAGACAACUCCACGGUGGGGACCCAGGGAGGGCAUCCUGAAGAGGGGACCCUGAGAGAAAAAGGGGCAUCCGCCCAACCCCAGUCCCAGCCCCAGCUCUGUGGAGGGUUGUCGAACACCCCUGUGGUGGUGGAGGCAGCAGGUAGCAGGGAGGGCCAGGUGCUGGUGAUGGACAUGCUGGCUGCUACCAAGUUCAAGGCCCAGGCCAAGUUGUUCUUGCAGAAGCGCUUUCAGUCCAAGAGCUUCCCGUCCUACAAAGAAUUCAGUGCCCUGUUUCCCCUCACCGCCCGUUCCACCUACUACAUGUGGAAGCGGGCCCUGUAUGAAGGCCUCACCUUGGUGGAUGGCUGA